AUGAGUAUCGAGAAGCAUGGCACGAAGUCUAUUGAUCUCUCUCACCACCUUUCCGACCUAUCAAAGGCUAGGGUAGAGUCUCCAUUGAAGGGGCUCAUGAAGUACUUCGCACAGCCAGGAAUUCUGUCCUUCGCAGGAGGUUUACCUAGCCCUGCGUAUUUCCCUGUCUCCGACAUUUCUGCAAAUGUUUUGGUACCAGAAUCAUUUGCUCUCUCUCCGACCGAGCCGUCUACCUCUUUGUCAUGGCUGUGGAAGUUAUUCGCUGGCCACAAUGCAACCAAGGAGAAGACUCAGGCUGUCACCAUUCCCAAGUACCCUGCCAUUAAAGGGGAUAUCAACCUAGCCACCUCUCUUCAAUACGGUCAAGCAGUCGCACAGGGACAGUUGCAAGAUUUCUUGAAACAGUUCAUUUCCGAGGUCUAUCGUCCUGCUUUUGAGGACUGGACCGUCCUUAUCGACACUGGUAAUACAGACGGGUGGUCGAGAGCCGUUACGACACUGUGCAACCCUGGUGAGGGUGUACUGUGUGAAGAGUGGACUUAUCCCUCCGCUAUGGCAUCAAUGCUCCCUUUCAAUAUCAAGCCUGUACCUGUGGCCAUGGAUGGAUUAGGCAUGAAGAGUGAUGCCCUCGAGAACUUGUUGUCGCAAUGGGACCCAGUUUCACGUCAGAUGCCAAGGCCUCAUGUUAUGUAUAUCGUGCCUGUCGGACAGAACCCGAGUGGCUCGACGAUGAGCGUUGUUCGUAAGAAACAGAUUUAUGAUAUCUGUGUCAAAUACGACGUGAUAAUUGUCGAAGACGAUCCGUAUUACUUUCUUCAACUGGGAACGUACACAUUCAAGGAUGACAGGUCCCCUGGUGCAACCCCUUCUGGAAAACCGUCAGCCGACGAAUCUAAGCGAUAUAUCUCCACCUUGACCCCGAGCUUUUUAUAUUUUGACUAUGAGGGACGCGUAAUCCGUCUUGAUACCUUUUCCAAGACCAUUGCUCCUGGUAGUCGACUAGGAUGGUUCACGUGCAAUGCUGUCUUUGCAGAGAGGUUAGAGAGGCAAGGAGAAACAUCAACUCAGGCUCCGUGUGGCUUUGGACAAGCCGUUAUAACGAAGAUAUUGACGCAUUGGACCUACGAUGGUUACAUCCGAUGGCUCAGGGGUUUGCGAACAGAGUAUCAGCAACGCCGCGAUUUCUUUGUUGAUUGCCUCGCAGAGGAGUUCCAUUUGCAUGCAGUUCCUGCAGUCACAGGCGUCUGGGAAGGCUGCAUCGUGUACCAGGCAUCAUCCAUAGCCAAGAAGAGCACCAGUAUGACGGAGAAAUACUCGGCCCGGAAUCGCACAAUGUUUAGCUUCGUUCCCCCAGUCGCGGGAAUGUUCGUAUGGAUGAAACUUCAUCUUGAUCAACAUCCCUCAUUCGCCCCAGGAGAUGAAGAUACCUUGGAAACAAAAUUAUGGACGAAGUUAGCAGAGAACGGAGUGUUGUUUGGACCAGGAUGGAUAUUUGCAGCCAAUGCGAUGGCCGAGGGCUCUCCCAACAACGACUCCGGUCACUUCCGUGUCAGUUUCAGCAAUGCCGAGUUCGCCGACCUCAAGAAAGCGGUCACUAUCUUUGGACGAGUCAUCCGAGAGUUCUUUCAAGAGGAGGAUCUGUAG
This is a messenger RNA of Suillus subaureus, 1644 nucleotides long. RefSeq names its product pyridoxal phosphate-dependent transferase. Gene Ontology annotation, molecular function: transaminase activity; pyridoxal phosphate binding. The record is from RefSeq and is a predicted model, not a curated record. The transcript is spliced from 12 exons. Lineage: Eukaryota; Fungi; Basidiomycota; Agaricomycetes; Boletales; Suillaceae. Bases 1 to 1644 code for a protein of 547 amino acids. Gene Ontology annotation, biological process: biosynthetic process.